AUGGAUUCAAAUACGAGUAUAAUUAAUUUCAUAACCCAGAUCGACAGAUCAACGAUCGUCUCAGAUAUAAGCAAUAACAAUAGACUUAGGCAUAGUAGAUUACUAGCUUACAGUCGACAACUGCAGGAAGAAGAAAAUGAUGAUGACGAAUUUUGUGUGCAUGUCAACAUAUAUCGUGAACACAAGAGACAUUUAGAACAAGAUAAAAAAUCUCGUACACAAUUGGAUAUCCAAGAUCUAGAUUAUGAUCUUUACGAGCCUGUUCAAGACCCUUUUCCACGUAACUCAACUUCUUCUUCUUCGAGUGAUGUUGAUAUUGGUUGUUUUUUGUCUUGUAGCAAUAAUAAGGGAAUUAACCCUUAUAAUGGAACUGUCAUAGAUGAUAUCUGGAAGUAUAAUAACUCAAAUAGUGUCAAAGGC
Messenger RNA from Dentiscutata heterogama, 420 nucleotides. The record is from the annotation of a GenBank genome assembly. Lineage: Eukaryota; Fungi; Glomeromycota; Glomeromycetes; Diversisporales; Gigasporaceae.